This is a messenger RNA of Athene cunicularia (burrowing owl), 3230 nucleotides long. It is a transcript of the gene CNNM4, whose product is annotated as cyclin and CBS domain divalent metal cation transport mediator 4. Bases 130 to 2334 code for a protein of 734 amino acids. Gene Ontology annotation, cellular component: plasma membrane. Gene Ontology annotation, molecular function: sodium ion transmembrane transporter activity; magnesium ion transmembrane transporter activity. NCBI's taxonomy places the organism in Eukaryota, Metazoa, Chordata, Aves, Strigiformes, Strigidae. Gene Ontology annotation, biological process: magnesium ion transport; magnesium ion homeostasis. The transcript has 7 exons. The record is from RefSeq and is a predicted model, not a curated record.
GGCGGCCCCGGCGGGGCCCGGGGGGGCGGCGGCGGGUCCCCGUCGCCUCCUCCGUUGCUGUCGCCGCUGUUGCUGCUGCUGGCGCUGCCCGGCGGGGCGGUACCGUCGGGGGACAGCGUGAUCCUGGGGAUGCGGCUGGAGGAGAGCACGAAGCCGGCGGCGGGGGCUCCGGCCCGCGGGCCCAUCCGUGUCACGGAGGGCAGUGAGCUGCUGCUCCGCCUCUACGGGCUGGGGCUGGGCCCUCGCACCGGCGAACGGGUGGCCUUCGCCGAACUGCGACCGGCCGCCAACGCUUCGGUUCCCAACGGCACCUGCCCCGAGCGCUCCCAGGACCUGCUGGUGCAGCCCGGCCCGGCCGAGGCCCGCGACACCUCGGCUCUGCUGCGGGUCCGCGUCCAGCCUCUGCGCAAGGACGAGCAGGCCAAGACCUACGUCCUCUGCACCCAGCGCCGCCCCGGCCAACCCUGGUUGCCCCAUCAAGGCCCCGACGGACGUAUCGUGGUGUUGGAGGAGAAGAAGUCGCUGCUGCCCCUCUGGCUGCAGGUGAUCCUCAUCGCCGGGCUGCUGGUGCUGUCGGGGAUGUUCAGCGGCCUCAACCUGGGCCUCAUGGCGCUGGAUCCCAUGGAGCUGCGCAUCGUGCAGAACUGCGGCACCGAUAAGGAGAAGCGUUACGCCCGGAAGAUCGAACCCAUCCGCCGUAAAGGGAACUAUUUGCUCUGUUCCCUGCUGUUGGGUAACGUGCUGGUUAACACCACCCUCACCAUCCUCCUCGAUGACCUCAUCGGCUCCGGCAUCGGCGCCGUCGUCGCCUCCACCAUCGGCAUCGUCAUCUUCGGGGAGAUCGUGCCCCAGGCGCUCUGCUCCCGCCACGGCCUGGCCGUGGGUGCCAACACCAUCGUGGUCACCAAAUUAUUCAUGCUGGUGACGUUUCCCCUCUCCUACCCCAUCAGCAAGCUCCUCGACUGCAUCCUGGGCCAGGAGAUCGGCACCGUCUACAACCGGGAGAAGCUGGUGGAGAUGCUGAAGGUGACGGAACCCUACAACGACCUGGUGAGGGAAGAGCUCAACAUGAUCCAGGGAGCCUUGGAGCUGCGCACCAAGACAGUGGAGGACGUGAUGACUCCGCUGCAGAACUGCUUCAUGAUAAACAGCGACGCCAUCCUGGACUUCAACACCAUGUCGGAGAUCAUGGCGAGCGGCUACACCCGCAUCCCAGUCUACGAGGACGAGCGUUCCAACAUCAUGGAUAUCCUCUACGUCAAGGACCUGGCUUUUGUCGACCCUGACGACUGCACCCCCCUCAAAACCAUCACCAAAUUCUACAACCACCCCGUCCACGUCGUCUUUCAUGACACCAAGCUGGAUGCCAUGCUGGAGGAGUUCAAAAAGGGGAAAUCCCACCUGGCCAUUGUGCAGAAGGUGAACAACGAGGGCGAGGGAGAUCCCUUCUACGAGGUGCUGGGGCUGGUGACGCUGGAGGACGUCAUCGAGGAGAUCAUCAAGUCCGAGAUCCUGGACGAGUCGGAUACAUGCACCGACAAUGGCAGGAAGAAGCGGGUGGGCAACCAGAAGAACAAGAGGGACUUCUCGGCCUUCAAAGACCCCGUCAACGAGCUGAAGGUGAAGGUCUCCCCGCAGCUGCUGCUGGCUGCUCACCGCUUCCUCUCCACGGAGGUGACACUCUUCACCCCCAACCUAAUCUCAGAGAAGAUCCUGCUGCGGCUCCUCAAAUACUCCAACGUCAUCCAGGAGCUGAAGUUCGACGAGGAGAACAAGAAAUCCCCACACCACUUCCUCUACUGCAAGAACAAGGCAGCUGACUACUUCAUUCUCAUCCUGCAGGGCAAGGUGGAGGUGGAGGCCGGCAAGGAAUGCAUGAAGUUUGAAAUGGGAGCCUUCUCCUACUACGGGGUGAUGGCCCUUAGCCCCCCUCCGGUAUCUGAGGUCCGCUCCCCGUCCCACGUCAGCAGCCUGAACCGCUCGGCCUCCCUCAGCUACCACGAACGCUCCGACUCCAUCUCCUCCCCCACCAGCGGCAGCAACAACCAGCUCAACGCCGGCACUGGUGCCCAGUACGUGGCCGACUUCAGCGUCCGCGCUCUCACCGACCUCCAGUUCGUCAAGAUCACACGGCAGGAAUACCAGAACGGCCUGAUGGCCUCCCGCAUGGACAGUUGUCCCCAGUCCCCUGACAGCAAUGCUCCCAAACCGGACGCCGGUUUACCGGAGAAACCGGAACCUUCCGCCACUGCCGACGAGACCACCAGUCUCCUGAACGAGAGGAACUGCCUGAGCCGCAGGAGCAACCACAGCCCCCUGGAAAACUCCAUCUGACCCCGGCCCCGCCGGCACGCGCCGGGAGGGACCUCGCGUGCCCGUUUUAGGGACCCUUUCCCAGGUAGGAAACGCUCGGCGUCUCCUCGGUGAGGCCGUGCCCGGGUGCCGCGCUCGGUCGCCAGAGAAGCCCGGUUGAGCUGGAGGAAGCGGCGGCAGCAGCAGCGCGGUGGGAAACGGAGCUGGGAUUUGCUGCUGCUUUCCAAACUGGCUUCUUAUUUUUUUUUAAUUAAUUUAAACGGAUGGCGGUGGAGACGGUGCAACUCUCCGCCGGCCGCCCCGGCGACGGCGCUCGUUCAGCUCAGGGAGCUUCAGGUCUCGUACGCCGCUUUGGGAUGGGGGGGCUGUGUGUGCUCUGCCGUGGCCCCCCACCCCCGGGAUGGGCAUCCCGGCCCCUCUCCGGUGUUUUCGGGGCGUGAUGGUGGACGGGGCACGCUUGGGUUGCGGCGUGACAGCGGCGUCUCGUCCUUCUCCCGGAGCGAUGCCACGACCCUUCUCCGUGCCCGUUCCCCUUUCCCGCUGGCCCGGGGCGCCGGGGGCGAUGUGACAGUGGAGAGCUCGGCAGCAGGCCUGAGGCCGAGGGGAUGGGCUCAGCGUCUCGGGAGACCCUCCGCCAUCUCGGGAGACCCUUCCCCAACCCCUCCGCCACCCACUGGUGUCACGAGUGUGUUGAGGACGGCAGGGACAGCUCCCCCCCCCAUCCACCCCCGGCAGUUUCGGUGCCUUCCCCCCCUGCCAUGGGGCAUCUCAGGGUAUCCAUGCCGGGGGGACAGGGAUCAGCUCGGGGUGGGGGGGACACAUGGGGUGGGGGUGAAGGAUCCGGAAUUUUGGGGUGGCACAAAGCUAGUGACCAAAGUUGUACAGGCAGGAGGGGGCCAGCGCCGUCUCUCCCCCCC